AAUACUUGUGACCUAGACCAGUGCUUCAAUAGGAGAGUAUCUUCUAUAACACCUAAUACUUGUGACCUAGACCAAGUAUCUUCUAUAACACCUAAUACUUGUAACCUAGGCCAGUGCUUCUAUAGGAGAGUAUCUUCUAUAACACCUAAUACUUGUGACCUAGACCAGUGCUUCUAUAGGAGAGUAUCUUCUAUAACACCUAAUACUUGUGACCUAGACCAGUGUUUCUAUAGGAGAGUAUCUUCUAUAACACCUAAUACUUGUGACCUAGACUAA
Messenger RNA from Lottia gigantea (owl limpet), 276 nucleotides. RefSeq lists its product as hypothetical. Lineage: Eukaryota; Metazoa; Mollusca; Gastropoda; Lottiidae. The annotation marks the transcript as partial. The transcript has 2 exons. The record is from RefSeq and is a predicted model, not a curated record.